Penicillium olsonii is the source of this 1524-nucleotide messenger RNA. NCBI's taxonomy places the organism in Eukaryota, Fungi, Ascomycota, Eurotiomycetes, Eurotiales, Aspergillaceae. The record is from the annotation of a GenBank genome assembly.
AUGGCUGACGCACUUGCUGCACAACUCAGCAAUACUAAGCUGGAACCCACCCAAGAACAAAGACUGCAGGACUCAUUGAAUUUACCUCCUAAAGAUGCUCGCCCACAAACCGAGGAUGUCACUGCCACAAAAGGUCUUGAGUUUGAGGACUUUUACAUCAAACGCGAACUUAUGAUGGGGAUCUUCGAGGCUGGGUUUGAAAAGCCAUCCCCUAUCCAAGAAGAGACAAUACCAGUUGCUCUCACCGGCCGAGACAUUCUAGCUCGAGCCAAGAAUGGUACUGGAAAGACCGCCGCUUUCGUUAUUCCCACCCUCGAGCGCAUCAACCCAAAGAGCACAAAGACCCAGGCCUUGAUCUUGGUCCCCACACGAGAGCUAGCGCUUCAAACGUCACAAGUCUGCAAAACCCUUGGCAAACAUCUGGGCAUCAAUGUCAUGGUCACCACUGGUGGAACUGGCCUCAUGGACGACAUUAUGCGAUUGAAUGACGCUGUUCACAUCCUCGUGGGAACUCCUGGCCGAGUACUGGACUUAGCCAGUAAGGGCGUCGCCGAUCUCUCCGAAUGCCCAACUUUCGUGAUGGACGAAGCAGACAAAUUGCUGUCACCCGAAUUUACUCCGGUCAUUGAGCAACUAUUGUCCUUCCAUCCGAAGGAUCGGCAGGUCAUGCUCUUCAGCGCCACCUUCCCUUUGAUUGUGAAGUCUUUCAAGGAUAAACACAUGCGCAAUCCCUAUGAAAUCAACCUCAUGGACGAACUCACCUUGCGCGGUAUCACACAAUACUACGCAUUCGUCGAGGAAAAGCAAAAGGUCCACUGUCUGAACACCCUCUUCUCCAAGCUCCAAAUCAACCAGUCGAUCAUUUUCUGUAACUCGACGAACCGUGUCGAGCUUCUGGCCAAAAAAAUCACCGAGCUUGGCUAUUCUUGUUUCUACUCUCAUGCUCGGAUGCUUCAGCAACACCGUAACCGCGUGUUCCAUGACUUCCGCAACGGCGUCUGCCGUAAUCUGGUCUGCUCCGACCUUUUGACCCGUGGUAUUGAUAUCCAGGCGGUCAACGUUGUGAUCAACUUCGAUUUCCCGAAGAACGCUGAGACCUAUCUGCAUCGUAUCGGUCGUUCGGGCCGUUUCGGGCACCUGGGUCUCGCCAUCAACCUCAUCAACUGGGAGGAUCGGUUCAAUCUCUACAAGAUUGAACAAGAACUGGGCACCGAGAUUCAGCCCAUUCCUCAGAACAUCGAUAAGAAACUCUAUGUGUACGACUCUCCGGAGAACAUUCCUCGACCAAUCUCCAACCCUCCCCCUCAGUCUGGCGCUGGAUCUGUGAACAUGAACGGGGACCGACAGCCCCGGCGUCAAAAUCACCAUGGCCAACAUCAACAUGGUCAACCAGGACAAUACAACAACAGCCGGGGACGUGGGUCUUAUCGUGGCCGUGGACAAGGCCAACGUCGUGGGCCAUCGAACGACAACCGGAUGGCCUUCCAACAACCUCAGCAACCCCAACAACCUCAACAGUCUUAA